Molecule: messenger RNA, 842 nt
Organism: Drosophila takahashii
Lineage: Eukaryota; Metazoa; Arthropoda; Insecta; Diptera; Drosophilidae
Product: gamma-glutamylcyclotransferase
Molecular function (GO): gamma-glutamylcyclotransferase activity
Source: RefSeq, a predicted model, not a curated record
CGUUCGGCUUCCAGACAGAUCGAAUCACUCGGAAGCGUCGAAUCAAAAGAAACACUUGCACAUUCAUAAUGAAUCGAGAUUGUCUUAUCGCUGUCGUCACCUGUCUGUUGGUGGCUCUCCCCAAGGCUCAGGGCCACAGCAUCGGAGGUACAAAUGGCACCUUGAAUCUGCCGGAGGUGCGCGGCAAUAGGUUCCUCUACUUUGGGUUCGGGAGCAACAUGCUGGCCAAGAGGAUCCACAUCCAGAACCCAACGGCUGUCAGAGUUGGUCCCGGCCUGCUUCCCGAUUACCGACUGGACUUUGCCUUCGAAUCGGCUCGUUGGGGAGGAGCCGUGGCCACCAUUGUGCCAACGCAGGGGGAUCAUGCGUGGGGAACUCUCUGGAAGAUCGACCUUACCAAUCUGCCGGAUAUAGACAACCAAGAAGGCGUGCAUGAGGGCAUCUACGAGUCUCGCACCGUUUACGUGAAACCCCGUGGCGAAUCCGAUCCAGUUCCUGCCCGUGCUUAUCUACUGACCAAGCAGCCGGACACCAAUCUCUACAAACUGUCGAAGGAUUCUGUUCCUGCAUCCCGUCAGCCCUCAAAAACAUAUCUACAAUGCCUCGUACAGGGCGCUAUCGAGAGCUCCGUGCCCGAGGAUUAUGUUCGGCGACUGCGGGGCAUCAAGCAUAAUGGUCACGUGGCAAGCGAUCUUGAGCAGAAGCUGGAACUGCAGAAUGUUGCACUCUAAAUUAUACUCUCGUAUCAAAAAGUCUAACAAUUAAAAACAAAGAAAAUAAAUGUAUGACAUCCAUAUGAACUUCAAAAAGAAAGAUAAAAAUAUAAAAUAUUGGAAAAUCAU